AGGCCACUUCUUGUGUACUCACUUCCAACGAAAACAAAUAGUUCUUAUCACAAUACAGUUUGGAAUUAAUCACGACUCCGAAUUAGAUCAAUGAUGUGAUACCGCCACGAGGGUACCGAUCCCACUCCAAAAUGAGCCACGGCGACCAGAGUCGCAGCCAGCGGAGCCACGAGCGCUCUGGCGGAGGCGACUCCACCAAGGACAGGGAGAAGGAGAAGAAGGGCUGGUUCCACUCGCUGACCAGGCGCAAGAAAUCCGACUCGGCGCUGGCCGUGUCCGCAUCCGCUUCCGCAUCCGCCUCCACCAGUGGAUCCCAGAACAACAACAACGACGUGUGCGUCCUUGAGCCAACGGCCUCUUCCAUGGCCAGCUGCAGCAAUGGAGGCACUGGCACUGGCACAGGCACGGGAACACUGCGCAGGCGGCGGGACAAGCAGGACAAGGACAAGCGGAACGUGUUCGCCAGAUUGCGAAGGAAGGUGGGCCAGGGGCUCAGCUCCCUGCGCAACUGGCACUCGAUGGGCGACUGCGACGAUGGCGGCACCACGGAUGCCACCUACGAGUUCCUCACCCCGGCCAUCUGCCCGGAGCCCACGCUCCCAUUCACGCACGACUACUUGCGCUUCAUCCGGAAGAAGUGGCUGGAGCGCGAGGACGCCCACUCGCCCAACCAGGUCAUGUACAAGGCCUGCUCCGAGAUGCUCAACCAAGUGUGGUACUGGGGCGAGAUCUCCAGGCGCGAUUCGCAGCGGCAGCUGAGCGACAAGCCGACCGGAUCGUUUCUGGUCCGCGAUUCGGAGACGAGCGGAUCCCAGUUCACACUGAGCUUCCGGAUUGUGAACGUAACGCUGCACUAUCGGCUGGAGUUUCGCGACGACUUCUGGCACUUCGAGGAGCUCAAGUACGGUUCGAUUGUGGAGAUGAUCAAGGAUAUCUUGCACCGCUGCACCAACGACAACUUUGUCUGCUUUGUGAAGGUGCCCAACGAGAUGCAGCCACCGUUUCCGGUGAUCCUCAAGUAUCCGCUGAGCCGGUAUGCCAACAUGCCCAAGCUGCAGGACCUGUGCCGUCGCGUCCUGCAGCGCCAGAUGUCGCGCGAGCAGCUGGCCAAGCUGCCGGUGCCCGCGCAGAUGCUGGAGUACUUGUCGGUGGAACGGGAACUGGUCUUCCAGAGCUAGACCAGACUUCCCGCCCCGUCCGCCGCCGAGCAUCCGCUGGUCAAAGCUUUAACACGGAAGUAAACGCAAGCACGUACACCAAAGAUGUCCGGGCGAAUCGAAUCGAAUUGAAUCAAAUCGAAUCCCAGCCUGCAGUUACUCGUUAUGAUAUUUGUUGGUCGGGUCGUCGGAUUGGCAAUAUGUUUUUUGAUGCAUUUCAACGCCCCAGUAACUAAGCGCACAGUCUCUCACCACACAAGUGCACGCCGGAAUACCAGUGUGCAGGUUUUUACUGUAUUGUACUGCUUAAAGUACCACUAGUACUAGAGUACUAGUAUCUUGUCUAGGAUAAAUAACUUUGUUAUUGGCCAUAAUUAGUCUAUUGGUUUGUUUUCCAUGGGUCUUGGUCAAGUCUUUACUCUGCACACGAGUGCGCCUAUCCUUAAAUUUUUGUAAAAAUCGAACUAUUGCAUAUAUAUGUAUUAACGUUAGUCCUAAGUCAGAUGUAUUGUAAUGUUUACGUUGUUCGCAUUUUUGUAUUCCUAUCUUGGACACUAACUUUUUGCUAAACUAGAUUUGCAUGGAAUUUAGGCAGCUUUACGGCAUACGAAUCUGUUCAAUGCCCAAUUACUCUUGUUGCAAUGUGUAUGUAUUUUAUUUAAAUCUAUCUACGAAUAUUUUACAACAAUAAAAUAUUAAUCAACUCAUUGUGCGAUCUUGCAGUCAAUGGAUUUCGCAAAUAAAACAAACAUCACGUAUAA
Molecule: messenger RNA, 1918 nt
Organism: Drosophila elegans
Lineage: Eukaryota; Metazoa; Arthropoda; Insecta; Diptera; Drosophilidae
Gene: Socs44A
Exons: 2
Coding region: 132-1178 (348 amino acids)
Biological process (GO): intracellular signal transduction; phosphatidylinositol phosphate biosynthetic process
Cellular component (GO): phosphatidylinositol 3-kinase complex
Molecular function (GO): 1-phosphatidylinositol-3-kinase regulator activity
Source: RefSeq, a predicted model, not a curated record